Colletotrichum acutatum is the source of this 1203-nucleotide messenger RNA. RefSeq lists its product as uncharacterized. The coding region runs from base 136 to 819 and encodes 227 amino acids. Lineage: Eukaryota; Fungi; Ascomycota; Sordariomycetes; Glomerellales; Glomerellaceae. The transcript has a single exon. The record is from RefSeq and is a predicted model, not a curated record.
UGACCACGGUCACCAACACUCGAAACAUUUCUUCUGAGGAGGCGUGUGCAAUCAUAGUCGGGUCUCCGUGCCUGACUUGGUUCGGGCUCUACUGGUGCUGUGUGGACUUUUGCGUGUCAAACAGACCCAUCAACUAUGCCAGCUGGAGGCCUUUCGUUGGCUUUUGUUCUGCGUUCCACUAUCCAAGACUCUUCUCCAGCGGCAUCCACGUUGCGCAGAGCCCGAUUGGAGUUGACCGACCCUUAUUCGCCAAACGACAUCUAUAAUGUUAGGCUCCGUGUCGCUGCAACCAAAGCCCGCAUCAAGAGGGCUAGUUGGACAAGCACAGGCCAUGAUGGUCGAUAUUCCAUAGUAACAGUGUUAGCACACCGCAUCUCCAGACUCCAAGGCCAGUUCCCCGACAAUGCCCAGCCCAGGGCCCCAGAAGAUGUCGAAAACCUUCUUUCGAAAGUUCCAAGCGAACUCCAAAAAGAGCCACCAGGGCCCUCCUUUCCUUCUCCUGCAGGCCCCGUGUGGGGAAAUAUAGCUGUGCCUGCAAGGGCAGAUGGCCGCGGCCUAGCUGUUAUCUCGUGCCUUUUUGGCUGCAGAGGGGCUCGCAUACAGGCGAUACUUUCCGCGCCAGAUAACGGAGGAGGGGAUUUCGUAAGGGUGCCGUGCAGGCGCGCAAAACAAAAUGCUCCGACAAAGCUCCAUGCUGCGAAUGAUUACCACGACCACGGAGAAGACGCCGGAGUAAUAUGCAGCUGUUCUGCUCGUCUCCUUUCUUUUGGACCCUCCGUAGGCCGCAUCUUCCGAGGCCCCACAAACUUCGGUCCCUAGGGUGUCCAGUGGUCCACGUCCCAAAGUCAGACAUUUCGGGAUCCUGUUGUAAUCAUCUCCCCUGCGGAGCGUUGGCACACGAAGGCAAUGUCCAGCGGAGGUUAUCUGUUGCAGUUUGUAAACUUGACUCUCCAACUCCCGGGCGUACUCGUGAAGUCGAGUUCGGCAACGGAACGAACACCAUAGCAAGGUUAAGCCCGUCGGCGGGAGCGUCCUCCCACUUUCGCACUGGGCAGACGGCGAUCCCCAUCAUUUUAGUAUCAGGUUUCUGGAAAUCCCGGGCACGUACUGCGUAAAGUGUGAGCCUGUUCGUUAUCGGAAUCCGCGUCCCUCGGAAUCUCAGCAACAACUCUGGCUUCCCACUGUCAGAUCGGUUCGUGGGGC